AUGUUAGUAGCUUCAACAGCUCUGAACAUCGGAUCUUUGGGUACCCAGCUGCUAAAUUCCCCCGCCCAAAAUCCCAUCAAACCUCUCUUACACCCACCUGCUAAAAAUCCAAUCUUGAAAUCUUCAAACCCCUUGACGAGGAAACUGUCCACCCCUGUCCGAAGAUCAGUGGCCGCCGUCGAUUCUUCCAAUCCCACCAUCAAGGAACAAGAAGAAGAAGAAGGUAGUGGGAGCAAAAAGUAUCAUUUUGUCGUGGCCAAUGCGAAGUUCAUGUUGGAUGAGGAGGAGCAUUUCAAGGAGCUAAUGUUCGAGCGCCUUCGGCUUUUUGGGGAGAGGAACAAGGAGCAAGAUUUCUGGCUCGUGAUCGAACCCAAAUUCUUGGACGAGUUCCCUAAUGUUACCAAGAGGCUCAAGAGGCCAGCCGUUGCUCUUGUUUCGACAAACGGGCCUUGGAUUACGUUCAUGAAGUUGAGACUAGACAGAGUUUUGCAAGAGAGCUUUGAAGCUGAAAAUCUUGAAGAAGCUCUAGCUUCCAAUCCAGUUGAUCUCGAAUUUGAAAAGCCCGAAAAGUGGACAGCUCCUUAUCCCAAGUACGAAUACGGGUGGUGGGAGCCUUUUCUCCCACCAAAAACAUCCAAGGUAUGA
Molecule: messenger RNA, 645 nt
Organism: Striga hermonthica
Lineage: Eukaryota; Viridiplantae; Streptophyta; Magnoliopsida; Lamiales; Orobanchaceae
Source: the annotation of a GenBank genome assembly